GCCGGCGUGGAGGGCAUCAUAGAGCAGGAUAUUGCCUCGCACGACGUCUUUAUCUACAUGAAGGGCGUGCCCCAGGCGCCCAUGUGCGGCUUCAGCAACAUGGCAUGCGCCAUCCUCAACCUCUACGGCGUGGAGUAUGGCUCCCGCAACGUGCUGGCAGACCCGGAUGUGCGGGAGGGCGUGAAGAAGUUCACCGCCUGGCCCACUAUCCCGCAGAUCUUCAUCAAGGGCGAGUUUGUGGGCGGCAGCGACAUCCUGCACGAGAUGCACCAGAAGGGGGAGCUGAAGAAGGCGCUGGAGGGCUGCAAGACGGAGGAGUAG
Molecule: messenger RNA, 321 nt
Organism: Chlorella variabilis
Lineage: Eukaryota; Viridiplantae; Chlorophyta; Trebouxiophyceae; Chlorellales; Chlorellaceae
Exons: 4
Molecular function (GO): disulfide oxidoreductase activity
Source: RefSeq, a predicted model, not a curated record